CAGGGCGUUCUGUCUCCGAGGUCAGCAACGGGCUCGCCCUUACUGGAGCUGCCUUUGUGCUCCGAGGUAGCUCGCCCUGCGAGCCAGUCACCUGACCCUCCCCGGGAGCAGCCGAGGGCUACCGCCGCAUUCCUGGAAUUCUUGCUCUCGGCACCAGCGGGUGGACAGCUGCGGGUUCUGUGAGCUGCAGUUGAGACUGGCUGUCCGCCUCCCGCCCCGGCUAGAAGCUUUCGGCCAGGCCAGUGACAGCAAGUGAGCCUUGGAGGAGUAGCUCGUCGCAGGGACUGCCAAAGGAGACCCCUGAAGUCUGAAGAAUAAUGGCCCUUCCUGGAAUGUGAAGUAUACCUACUGCCGCAUGAUUUCCUCUCUCUAACCGUGGAUAGUUGAUCAUGGCUGUGUGUCCACCACAGAAAGCCAACUGAUCCAACCCACAAUGCAUCAACUUUUCAGACUGGUUUUGGGGCAAAAAGAUCUUUCAAGAGCUGGGGAUCUCUUCUCUUUAGACGACGCCGAGAUUGAAGACAGCCUCACAGAAGCGUUGGAGCAGAUUAAAGUCAUUAGCUCAUCUUUGGAUUACCAAACUAAUAAUAACGACCAGGCGGUGGUUGAGAUCUGUAUCACAAGGAUCACAGCGGCCAUCAGAGAGACGGAAUCCAUUGAAAAGCAUGCCAGGGCCCUGGUGGGACUGUGGGAUUCCUGCUUGGAACACAACCUGAGGCCUGCAGGGAAAGACGAAGAUACUCCGCAUGCAAAAAUCGCAUCUGAUAUCACGAGUUGCAUCUUGCAGAAUUACAACCGGACCCCUGUGAUGGUCUUAGCUGUCCCCAUUGCAGUGAAGUUCCUCCACAGAGGUAACAAGGAGCUGUGUAGGAACAUGUCCAACUACCUGUCCCUGGCUGCCAUCACCAAGGCAGAUCUCCUGGCUGAUCACACCGAGGGGAUAAUAAAGAGCAUACUCCAAGGAAAUGCCAUGCUGUUGAGGGUGUUACCUGCUGUGUAUGAAAAGCAGUCUCAGCCAAUCAACAGACACCUGGCAGAACUCCUGGCCUUGAUGUCUCAAUUGGAACAGACAGAACAGUACCAUCUCCUACGGCUUUUGCAUGUAGCAGCAAAGAGAAGAGAUGUGGAGGUGGUUCAGAAAUGUGUUCCUUUCCUCGUCAGGCAUCUGAAGGAUUCAACCUAUAAUGACUUCAUCCUAAACAUCCUCAUAGAAAUAGCUGGCUAUGAGCCACUGGCUUUGAGCGGUUUUCUACCAAUGCUGAAGGAGACUGGGGAGAGAUUCCCCUACCUCACUGGACAAAUAGCUAGGAUCUUUGGCGCCGUUGGACAUGCAGAUGAAGAAAGAGCCAGGAGCUGCCUGAGAUACCUGGUAAGCCAGCUGGCUAACAUGGAGCAUUCGUUUCACCAUAUUCUGCUGCUGGAAAUUAAGAGCAUCACUGAUGCCUUCUCUUCCAUCCUGGGCCCUCACAGCAGGGACAUCUUCCGAAUGAGCAACAGCUUCACCAACAUUGCCAAGCUGCUUUCACGACAACUGGAAAACGGCAGGGCUGGGAAUGGCAGGAGAAAAACUAGCACUGAAGUUGGUGUUCCUGAGAAAGUGGAAGGAGCCAAGACCAGGGAACCUGAAAGUGAAGACCAUGAAAAACUCCAAGUUAAAAUCCAAGCCUUUGAAGACAAAAUAAAUUCUGAGAGCAAUACCCCUGCUUCUGUCCUGAGAUACAGCUUAAACCAUGUCUCUAAGGAAGAACAAAGAAACAUUAGAUUUAGCAGGUCAAGGAGUCUGGCUUUGAAUGCUGUGCUCACAUCUGGUGUGAGAGAAGAUGGGGAGGCUGAAGAAAGGGCAGGAAUGCAUGCCAGCAUCUCUCUUUCAGAAAUAGACCCACUUAUCCAUGGAAUUGGCAAGUUGCCUCUCAAGAUAGAUGCCCAUGGACCACAGCUGAGAAAUUCCUCAGCCUCACACCCAAGUGUUAUACAUAUAGAACCAGAGAAUAUGCCUGAAACUGUUAAAGAAAGCAUCCGGGAAGAAAUUCCAGAGACAGCCGCAAGUCCUGUUGAAUACCAAGAUAAGCUCUACUUGCAUUUAAAGGAAAACUUCAGUAAAGUGAAGGCUUAUGCCAUGGAAAUCACAAAGAAGAUCCCAGUCCCAGACCAGUGCACCAUUGAAGAAACCAUAGGAAGCUGUGAGGCAAAGCUGUUGUUUACCUGUUCCUUAAAGGGUCAUUACUGCCUGUACAGCAAGUCCAGCUUCACCCUCAUCAGCCAAGCACCCCAGCCAUGGAUCCAGAUCAUGUUUCUCUUCCAACAGAGCCUGUUUCCUGAGCCCCUGUCCAUUCAGAGUGGGUCUAUACAGUUCCUCAAAGGCCUAUGGGAGAAGACACAGGCCAGUGGAACCCACAGCUUUGAAGACGCUAUGACAGAAUCCACAUUUCUACAGCAAAAGGACCUGGACCAGGUUCAGCUCCAUCUGGAAGAAGUGAGGUUCUUUGAUGUGUUUGGAUUCAGCGAAACAGCAGGGGCAUGGCAAUGCUUCAUGUGCAACAACCCUGAAAAGGCAACCGUUGUCAAUCAAGAUGGCCAGCCUCUCAUUGAAGGGAAGCUUAAAGAGAAACACGUGAGAUGGAAGUUCAUCAAGAGGUGGAAAACGCGUUAUUUUACCUUGGCUGGGAACCAACUUCUGUUCCAAAAAGGGAAAUCGAAAGACGAUCCCGAUGAUUCCCCAAUAGAACUCAGCAAAGUACAGAGUGUGAAGGCUGUGGCUAGGAAACGCCGGGAUCGCUCCCUCCCUCGGGCUUUUGAAAUCUUCACGGAUAAUAAGACCUACGUUUUCAAAGCCAAGGACGAGAAGAGUGCCGAAGAAUGGCUGCAGUGCAUCAACGUAGCGCUUGCCCAAGCAAAAGAGAGGGAAAGCAGAGAAGUGACCACGUAUCUAUAAAGACAUUGACCAUGCAUUGACCAUGCAAGGAUGUGGCAUCAUCCUUUGUUUCACUAAAUGCCAGUGAAACCAUUACCCCUGAGAAGGAGGGCCUAAAGGGACGGAGUUCUCAGUAGAUCUCACACCCUCACAACUCUUAUAUUAACUCCCAGACAUCUUCCUGAAGUGCACGAGAAAGAGGAGCCAUAGAGUUCCUACUGGAGCAUGUAGGGGGCCAAGAAGGGAAAGUUACAAAUGAAGGAACUUCUGUGGCUAUGUGAUGUAUGACUGUAAGAAAACAUUAUGUGGGGCCGGUGAGAAGACUCAGAAGGUAAAAUGCACUUGCUGAUGGCCUGAAUUCUAGCCCCAUAAUUGACCUGGUGGAAGGAGAGAACCAACUCCUAGGAAUUAUCCUCUGUUCUCUGCAUACCAUGGCACAUUCAUACCCCCAGCAGAUAGAUGGAUAGAUGGAUGGAUGGAUGGAUGGAUGGAUGGAUGGAUGGUAUUGUAAAAACAGACGUCUGGAAGAUCUGCCUUGAAGAAAAACUACUACAUUUAGAACAUAUUUUUUUAAACUGUUAGGAGAAGUUGAACCAACAUGUGCUGAAAAAAACCAACAAUUUUAGGCUGAGCAGUGGCAGCACACGCCUUUAAUCCCAGCACUCAGAAGGUGAGGUAGGCCAGUCUCUGUGAACUUGAAACCAGCCUGGUCUACAGAAUGAGUCCCAGGACAACCAGGGCACUACAGAAAAAUGCUGUCAUGAAAAACAAGCAAACAAACAAAACAACAAAAAAAAAAACAUUAACUUUAAUAUAUUAGUCACCUUUCUGUUGCUGUUAUAUAAUACUCUGACAAAAGCAACUUAGGGGAGAAGGGGUUUGUUUUGGUUUACACAAAACCCACCUCCACCGGUGCACUGCCCCUAGCAGGGAUCCACCUCCUAAGGGCUCCAGAACCUCCCGAAACACCACUACCAACUACGGACCCAGCAUUCAAAUACGUGAGCCUAUGAGGGUUAUUCGCUAUGUAAACUUUCACAUUUUAUUUCUCUUCUCGAUACAGAAGAUGCUAACACAUAAUGCAGUGGUCCUUGUUACAUAAUUAAAUUUAGGCUCUAAGUAGAGUGUAAUUGAUCGUCACUUCUUAAGCACACGGUUAUCUCUACUGUCCAAGGCAGUAAGUAUAGAUAGAAUAAGGAUGGAAAGAAUAAGCAUAGCCUCCCUUAAGCUGAAAGGUUUUUAAUAAGAAUCCUGUUUUACAUCUCUGUAGUAAGCCUUGUAUUGUCCAAAUUAUAAACAUGUAUUUGUUGGGUUUUUUUGCCACUACCCAUAUAUAAUCUUGAAUUAAGCCACCAUAGACAGAUCAGGUGACUUCCAGGGACCCAUGCUCUGUAAAAAUGUUCUACCCCUUGAGUGGUAGAGUGUGGGACCUGAAGCUUGCUUCUAACUUACAUAAUAGAACAAAAGUGAUAGGAUAGCCUAGCCUCUCCUAUAAUUGUGUUACAUUACAAGGGACAUCUGACCUGACACAAUAGAGAGCCUCCCAGGAUCUAGCCCAGCCACCACUGUGGUGGCAGUCAUGACAUACUCUGAUCUGAGGGACCAGGCAAGAUGGAUUCUUGCCCCACAAGAACUGUGCAAAUAAUAACUAUACUCUGCUUUAAAUGCAAGCCAUGCAGUGAUUUUUUUAUGCGCUGAUUAAUUCAUAUAAAACCCUCCUGGUAAUAUAUCAAAGAUAACUUUUUUCUGUAAAGAUGAUUUAUUAUGUAUUUGAGUAUAGAAGCCUGGGAAAAGACUUAACUUGUCACUACAAUGACACUACUGUUAACUCACUGGUGUGGGAAAUAUUAAAAGGGUCAUACCUGAGCAAAGAAACUUAAUUCAAUUUUAACAUGUAAAGUUUGAGAAGAUUAUGAGCCACAGGAGUUAUUACACAUUGGAAAUGGAGUUCAAGAGGUCAAAAUUUGGGUCCAUUGCAUAUGUAGGUAAUUGUGAAAGAUAUGAAAUUGGUUGGAAAUUACUGCAGAAAAAUAAGAAAUGGAAGAAUUGAUAUGGGCCCCUUGGGAUACCAAUGCUUGGGCAAAGUCAGGUUAAGCUGAUCAGUAUUCAGAGAUGAUGUAGUCCAGGAGACCUGAUAUUAUAAGAGAUAAAUUAAGAAAGAUUUUCAAGGUGUCAACAAUUUGAAGUCCUAAAGAUAAAGCUUGACUUUCAUAAUUAGGAGGCAAUUGAUGCCACUGGUAAGAACGAAUUCCUUGGAAUGAUGGAGAAAACGUUAACUUUCCAUGUGUUAUGGUAAUUGACUGCCGCAUUUUAAUUUUUUUUAAAGGUGAGGUUAGGGUGAGAGAGCAAGGAUGGAUAAGUGAUUCCUUAUUUUGUUUUCAGGUGAAGUCAUCUUAAGAAGGAAAACAACUUAACAAAUGCAGACAAGGAAAGACAAGGGUAAAGUUGCUAGAUGGAUGAGUUAGAGAAUCUUUUUUUUUUUUUCAAGUUCUGUGUCAAGGAGCCAGGGAAAUGUCUUAGCCAUAAGAUAGAGUGCCUACAGGUAUAAGCUGCCGAGGUCAAAUCCCCAGUACAUACGUGCAAAGCCCAUCAUGACUUUGGGGGCCUGUAAUCCCACACUGAGAGUUGGAGACAGAUGACUCCCAAGAGCUCCUUGGUCCAGCCAGUCCAGCUGAAAUGGAGAGCAUCUGCCUCAGAAAGAAACCCUGUAUGGUGGUUUGGAUGAAAAUGUCCUCCAUAGGCUUACAUAAUUGGCUACUUGAUCCCCAGAUGGUGGAACUAUUUGUGAAGGGUUAGGAGGUGUGGACUUGUUGGAGGAGGUGUGCCGCUGAGGGUGGGCUUUGAGGCUUCAAAUGAAAGGCCCAUGCCAUUUCAAGUUAGUUCCCCCUCCCCAACCCUGCCACAUGGUUGUUGUCACAAGAUGUGGGUUCUCAACUCCUGCUCCAACACCAUGCCUGCCUGCCUGCCUGCCUGCCUGCCUGCCUGCCUGCCGUGCUCCUUGCCAUGAUGGAAAUGGGCUUACCCUCUGAAACUGUAAGUCUCCAGUAGACUCUUCUAUAGUUGCCUUGGCCUUGGGUGUUUGGUCACAGCAAUGGAGACAUAACUAAGACCUUGUUUCAAGGCAAAAAGGCAAAUACCUGGUAUUCUAUUCUAACAUCCACACUCAUGAGCAGUCAAAUACUCACAUGCAUGUACUAUACACUUGAAACACACACAUACACACAAACACACAGUAAAGCGCCUGAAGAGACUGAUUUCCCCUUUGGAGGAAUUCAUAGGUUUUUUUCCUGGUAUAUUUAAAGUCAAUUACAGUGGGGCAGGGACUAUUUCUUUCCCCCAAGAAGUUUACUGUAUAGUGAAGGAGACAGACAAUUACAACAAAAGUUCCCGUGCUCUAUGUCCAGUGCCUUGAUGAAGUUAUACACCUAGUCCUAUGGAAAUCGAGGAGAUGGUGUCAUUUUAAUGCACUCCCACACUGUUUCCCCAAGCUUAUUGAACAAAUAUUAACCAUAUGGAUAAACAAAGAGCAAAAUAGCAGGAUAGAAGACGGCCCUGCAAAUGUAAAGGAACACACAGUCCAUUCCUGAAAUGGAGUUUUUGGUUUUUCUUAAGAUGGUAUAGCAUCAUUACAAGGUGUCAGGCAGAUCCACAUUUAGGAAAAUAACCUUUAUGGUAGUACAGUUCAUGGAAUACCGAUCAGAAAUUGGAGCAAAGUCCAUAGGACAUGGUAUAGCCUUGUGGCAGAUUGCAUUCCUAGUAUGCAUGAAGUCCUGGGUCAAACCACCAAGCUGCACAGAAAAAAAAAAGUGUACCAAAACAGUUGGAAGGCUCUUCUAAGGUGUUGAGGGCCGGGAUCGAUGCAGUAACUGAUAGAGAAAUGAUGCAGCUGUUUGGAUAUGGUUUGUGCAUUUCCCCCAAGGGUUCACAUAGGAGUCUUGUUCUCAGACGGAGAUGUUGGGAGUUGGGUGAGACCUAAUGAGGAGAAAUUAGGUCAUGGAGGAAACUCCCUCUGGAAGGGAUUGAUAUAGAGGAAACUCCAGUUGACUGUUUUUUGGGGGUUGUUUUUGUUUUUGUUUUUUAAAGCAACACCUGGCCCUUCCCCAACCACACUGGCUUCCCCUUUUUGCCAGAUGAUUCCCUCUUCUUGCACAUGCUGUUACCAUUCAGAUUUCAUCUGCCACAAUGUCUCUUUAGAGUCAAGCCCAGGCAGGUGUCAUGUCCUUGAGCAAAAAGAACUAUGGUUUAAAGACAUCUCUUUUCUUUACAAAGUUAUCAAGAUGCAGAUACUUUGUUGCACUGAUAGGGAAGAGACUGAUGCAAAUGGUCAGACGGGAGAAUUAGUAAAAUUGGGAAUUAUUAAAAUGAAUGAGGACUGGUGGCUGCUUGGAGCUGGAGGACAGGAACAGAAAAAAGAUGAAUAUACCCGUUCCUAGGUGCUUGCCUGCGAAACUGUAUGUGGGUGAUGGCGAUAUUCCCUGAGAUAAGAAACAUGAAAACAACUUGGGAAGCAAGGCAAAUGCUAAGUUUGAUAUUUUUUUGUCAUCUAUGAAGCUAUAUAAUUUAAGUUUAUUUUAACUAAUAUACAGAGAUAUUAAAAUAAUGCAUAUAAAUCAUGCAUAUUAACAUAGUACAGUGUGAUGCCUGAGUACAUAUAUCACAUUCUGUUGCCCUCAGAGGUCAGAAAGGGGGUGUCAGAACUCCUGGAAUGGGAAUUACAGACGAGCCACACAAUGUGGGUGUUGAGAAUCAAGGCCAGAGCCUCUGGAAGUGCAUCAAGUGUUUUUAAACCAAUGAGCUGCCCCCCACUUCCUCCAGUCCCCUACCAGCCCCUCCUUAAGAUCCAGAGAAAAAUUCCAUCUGCUUUAAUCAAACGGUCACCAAGUGCUAGGGAGCAUGGUGACAGCUGUUAUGGUGAAGGCCAACAAUGCACUCACCUUUCACAGUGAGAGAGUCUAACAAAACAAUGGUGGAGGCUGGAGAAAUAAAUGCAUUAGGGGUCAAGAGACUUCCUGGUCUUUCAAAGUACUGAAGUUUGAUUCUAAGUACCCACAUAGAUGGCCACCUGUAACUCCCCCUCGUGGGGGAUCUAACGCCCUCUCUUGGCCUCCACGGGUACCACAAAUGUGCACAUACAUGCGCAUAUACAAAUAACAAAAAAUAAAAUAAAUAAAUCUUUUGAAAUGCCA
Molecule: messenger RNA, 8097 nt
Organism: Mesocricetus auratus (golden hamster)
Lineage: Eukaryota; Metazoa; Chordata; Mammalia; Rodentia; Cricetidae
Gene: Veph1
Product: ventricular zone expressed PH domain containing 1
Exons: 14
Coding region: 434-2932 (832 amino acids)
Biological process (GO): regulation of signal transduction
Cellular component (GO): plasma membrane
Molecular function (GO): phosphatidylinositol-5-phosphate binding
Source: RefSeq, a predicted model, not a curated record